Molecule: messenger RNA, 3762 nt
Organism: Haliotis rufescens (red abalone)
Lineage: Eukaryota; Metazoa; Mollusca; Gastropoda; Lepetellida; Haliotidae
Product: monocarboxylate transporter 12-like
Exons: 7
Coding region: 1592-3079 (495 amino acids)
Biological process (GO): monocarboxylic acid transport; transmembrane transport
Molecular function (GO): monocarboxylic acid transmembrane transporter activity
Source: RefSeq, a predicted model, not a curated record
CGAUAUGCGUGAACACUCCAUUGUGGAUGACGUAUUCCGGUUUAACGGUUCGUGCUCAAAGCAAGUGCGCCCCAACGUUCAUCGCCCACCGAUCGCGGUAUUCCAGGUCACAUUACUAUCGCUCUUCUCAGCAUCUUAGAUAUGUACGUCUUUCAAAAGUUGUAGGUAAGUAGGUAUUUAUGUAACUGUAAUAUUGUUUUACGUGUCCGAAUUAUAUAUGCAUGUGUAUUAGUUUUAUUAAGCACGUUUUUUUUCACAAGCGGGAAUACAAACAAAGCCAGAUAGGAAUUAAUAAUUAAUAAACUAACUAAACGUAGUGAUUAACCCCCACCAAAUUCACUUGACAAAUAUUCACUCAGAUUAAUUAACUUCCCUUCAAUCUACUCUCAGCCUACCCCCUAUCAUACACAAUUGUUUCACCGGUUACUUCACUCCUACCCACCUCUCUACCUACCUUUAUGUACCAAUACUAGUACAUUAUAUCAUCCCACUAACACGUCAACGGCAAUGCAUAAAAUAUCCUGAAUCAUAUACAUUAUACAAUACACAAUACACGGGAAUAGUAUAGAAUGUCACCGUCGUAUGUGCUGUCACAGCCACCCUCGAGGUGAACAAUGUUACCACAGACAUGAUGUUACAUAGACGUAUAAUCAGACAAGUCCCACAUCUGCUCUCUCUAUCUUCCCUAAAUUGGUUACGGUACUCGGACGUCGUCACAUCCAUGGCCAGAAUUUAGAUGCUGAAAAUAGCCAAUAUCCAAUACGUUUACAACUUCAAACUUGCAUUAGUUACAAUAUCAUGCACAGAAGUUAGAAGUUCAUGCACAAAGAUUAUUACUAGACAUUUCAUUAUACAAUGUUGGUGAGGAUUUUACAAACGUAUUUACAAACGCCAGGACACGGCCACAGAAAUCAAUAACGCCUCUAACUGCAAGCGCUUUACUUAUUAUUGUAAUAUUCAAACAUUAUAGCUUACUCUCCAACCUCACUCUAAUGUCGACAGUCAGAUUAAAUUGAGAGAUUAUGUGAUGUGAUAUAAAGGACAUAUAUAAGUCAGUCUCGGUCACGAACCCUGUCUGAUAGUGUGUUCUCAAGCGUUUUGUGAAACGGAACACCUCAAAACGGAGGGCUCAUAACUAUGUAAACACACUUACGUGAGAUUCUGAUAUGACCUGCGUAUAAAGGACGACGCAGGCUAAGCGAGAAAGUCGUCCCAUCAUGUAUCCCUAGGACGGGAACAGGGUGCUAUUCUAUGCCCUUCUUUUUUCCAAACAAAUGUUUCAGUAAUGCAUGUGGUAAGUUUUCAUUGUCUUGGAAGUGACAGAUUUCUGAUGAGAUUCCCGCUUGCAUUUGUACUGUGAAAGGGCGUAUGGACGCGUAGAUAAGGAGAGGUCGACUACGGUACAUAAGAAUAGAUAUUUACAAAGCUGAUACCAAGUAGGGUGGGCAUAUUUGACCCUGACCUCGCGGGCCUGUAUAUGUUUAGUGGGUUGAUUGAGCUUUGACAUACCAGGCACAGCUGAAGGAAAUACCGGUCCCAUUUGUCGGAGCCAUAAGCGGACAUAGUCUAACAUUUCGUCUAACCACAUGUGAUGAAGUCACGAGCGAACAUCGAUGGAGGCUGGGCGUUGGUGGUCCUGGGGGCGGUGGUCUUCAACCUGACCGUAGUUGGGACAGUCACCGUCUGUCUGGGGAUGUUCCAGGACCAAUUUCUUCAGCAUUACGAUGGCAGCACGGCUUUUAUUAGCUUGGUGUGCUCCCUCUUCAUCAGCCUACAGUCAAUAUUAGGUCCCGUAGCGAGUGUCAUCUGCAACACCUUCAGCAUACGUACAUCUGUAAUGGUUGGAGGAAGUAUACUGUCUGUAGGACUUGUGGCAUCCAGCAUUACCGACACCCUACCGCAACUGCUUGCUUGUUUCGGAAUACUCUCAGGAACUGGAUUUGGUAUUGUCUACACCCCAACUGCCGUAGCUGUUGGCCAUUACUUCAAGGAGAAGAGAGUAUUUGCCAAUGGAAUCGCUUUAGCUUCAGCGGGUAUCGGUAUUCUGUCAGGCCCACAUUUGAUUGGCUGGCUGAUUGAUCAGUUUGGUUGGCGGAUUGCGAUGUCCACACUUGGAUGCAUCACAGCUCAGAUGGUGGUGAUGGGAUCUCUGAUAUUUCCCCUUGAAACGACGUCACGCACCAACGAAAAUAGAAUGUUCUGUUGCCUUAGGAAGAAAUACAGUACCGCACAAGCGGCGGAAGCAGAGGAUCUGUAUUUCGAACCUGCAGAGUCAUCUGAAAGGUCUUCCUGUCAAUGUUGCAGAAAACGUUGUGACGAAAGUGUCUUUGGUGACAAUAGCAAACAAGACAGCGCAUGUUCGGUUCUGAAGAAUAAACUCCUCUGGGUCUUCAGUCUCAACUAUUUCAUGGAAAUGAUGGGCUAUUCUAUUCAGAUUGUCCAUCUGCCAUCCUAUGCACGUUCGGUUGGAGUACCACAGACCAAAGUCCCGUCACUGUUCACAGCCUACGGCCUCACUCUCACUGUUGCUCGGUUUCUAGGCGGUGCUGCCUGUAAUGACAAAAGUAUUGACCUCCUAAUGGUAUACCUAUCGUGCCAAGGCCUUAAAGCUAUAACUGUGAUAUUAAUGCCUCUGUUUGCACAUGGAUUUGCUGAACUUCUCCUAUACCAAGUCUUAUAUGGUAUCUUCUUCGGAUUUAGUUACAUUUUAUUGACGCCUAUAAUUGUGGAGUUGUUCGGAGUAGCGAAAUUGGCAACAGUGUUUGGACUUACCUUGUGUGUUGGUGGUAUGAGUUACCUGAUUGGCCCAACCGUUGCUGGAGCACUGUUCGACAUGACAUCAUCCUAUUCUGCGGGAUUCCACAUUGGAGGCUCAGUGUCUUUUCUUGGCUCCAUGCUCUUGUUCCUUAUUCCCAUCUUGAGGAGAAACGCCAAAGUUCAUGGACAGUCAGAGAACAAGGAACAUUUGGUUGUUACGGAGAACAAGGCACCGCUACUUGUUUCCGAGAACAAGGACCAGCUGCUACUUCACGAGAACAAGAAACCACUAGAGAAGAAAGAAAUAGAGAGUCCAUGCUAAAAGUUUCUCCCAUGAGUCUUCAAGGAUCAAAUAGAUGGACGUCGAAAUUUCAUCUCGCCGAUAGUCUCAAACGAUACCCUUUUGAUGCCAAUUUGGUGGAUUUGCCAAACUUUCAGGACAGAUCUAUUACGCAUAUUUUUUUAUUUCAUUGUUGAUAAUGGAAACACAAAGAAUCACAUACACAAAGAAGGAUUCAAUAAUCACUGUACAAAACGAAUCAUAUGUACCCUUAUUGUAUGGGCGACCAAAUUAGGACAAUCACUUUUGAAACGCCGUCCAUCCAUGGUCAGUACCUAGCUCGGCCGGGACAUGUUUACCAUUUUCGCGAGCACAUGGUGUCAUCAGUGGUAUUUCAGUGAUCGAUUCAUAUAACAUUCAUCUUUAUUUUAAGCCCAGUGGAAACGUUGGCAGAUAAUAGAGACUGGUUGUUAUCUAGCGUUGACAGUUUAUAUCUACUUGACUGGGAUUCGAACACAUGAUCAUCGGAUGCAAUUCUCAGAGAAUACGGACCCCUCGGAUCACUGUGCUAUGCGAGCCCAUAUUAAUUACCAUGCUAGUUUUAAGCCAUCGAUGACAUUGAAUGGCGAUAUGUUUAUCUCUUAGUUUCUAUAUUCAUAGCCGACAAUGUUUUUCAUACUAUUUAUGCAUAUUGUAACUACAAAUCAAAGAGGUGUUAAACAAAA